This is a messenger RNA of Neohortaea acidophila, 2973 nucleotides long. Its product is annotated as P-loop containing nucleoside triphosphate hydrolase protein. The transcript has a single exon. Gene Ontology annotation, biological process: mRNA splicing, via spliceosome. Gene Ontology annotation, molecular function: translation elongation factor activity; U5 snRNA binding; GTP binding. Bases 1 to 2973 code for a protein of 990 amino acids. The record is from RefSeq and is a predicted model, not a curated record. Gene Ontology annotation, cellular component: U4/U6 x U5 tri-snRNP complex; cytosol; U2-type catalytic step 2 spliceosome. Lineage: Eukaryota; Fungi; Ascomycota; Dothideomycetes; Mycosphaerellales; Teratosphaeriaceae.
AUGGACGACCUGUACGACGAGUUUGGCAACUUCAUUGGAGAGCCCGAGGAAGACAGCCAAGAGGAAGAUGGCAACACCUUCGAUGGAGCGCAAUACCUUGACGAUGAUGAGGGAGAUGCGCAAUCCGCCGGCGGAGCUGGGGACGAGCUGAUGGAUGUGGACGAGGAAGGCCCAUCCAAUGCAGUCGUCCUACACGAGGACAAACAAUACUAUCCUUCGGCGCAACAAACAUACGGCCCGGAUGUGGAGACAUUGGUGCAAGAGGAGGACACGCAGACAUUGCAACAGCCCAUCGUCGCGCCGAUCGAGCAGAAGAAGUUCACAAUCGAAGAGGAGGAUCUUCCACCAGUCUACUUCGACCGCGCCUUCUUGUCCGAUCUCGUCAACUUCCCGGCGCAAGUGCGAAAUGUUGCCUUGUGCGGGCAUCUCCACCACGGCAAGACGAGCUUCCUCGAUACCCUUGUGCAGCAGACACACGACACGUCAAAACUGUUGCACGGUAAGCAUGGCAGAGCGCGAGAGGAGCAGUUGCGAUAUACAGAUACCCACAUCCUCGAGCGAGAACGGGGUUUGUCGAUCAAGGCUUCGCCGAUGAGUCUGGUAUUGCCAGGCACCAAGGGAAAAAGCCAUUUGCUGAACAUCAUCGAUACUCCCGGACACGUCAAUUUCGCCGACGAGGUUGCCGCUUCUCUGCGACUGGUCGACGGUGUCGUCCUGGUAGUCGAUGUUGUGGAGGGAGUGCAAACCACGACUGAGCUCGUCAUCAAACACGCUAUACUCGCUGGCCUGCCGCUUGUGCUCUUAAUCAACAAGAUGGACCGCUUGAUCUUGGAGCUCAAACUUCCCCCAACCGACGCCUACUUCAAGUUGAAGCACGUCGUCGAAGAGGUCAACACAGCCAUUGAAAACGCCGUUCCUGGCCGCGGCGAGAAAUUCCGAGUCAGUCCCGAGAGAGGCAACGUCUGCUUCUCGUGCAGUUCCAUGGACUGGUGCUUCACCCUCCCCUCCUUCUCCAAGAUGUACGCCGAGAGCUAUCCCAAUGCUCAGUUCAACAGCCACGAAUUCAGCAGGAGGCUUUGGGGCGACAUCUUCUUCAACCCGCGAUCACGAAAGUUCACCCGCAAAGCAGUGGAGGAGCGCGCGAAGCGAAGUUUCGUCCACUUUGUCCUCGAACCGAUCUACAAGCUAUACUCCCACACCAUCUCCGAAAGUCCACAAGAUCUGAACAAGACGCUGCAGUCGCUGGGCGUGUUCCUCAAGCCCACACAGUUGAAGUCGAACGCGAAAGAUUUGCUUCGAAUGGUCUGUGAGCAGUUCUUUGGUCCGGCAUCUGGCUUUGUCGAUAUGAUUGUCGAUCAUGUACCCAGCCCGGUGGAAGGCGCGAAGCAGAAGCUGGAUAAUUAUUACACCGGGCCAUUGGAUUCGCAGACGACAAAAGCCAUGCUGGAAUGCGACUCGGAUGGUCCGCUCGUCGUUCACGUGACGAAACUGUUCAACACUCAGGAUGCGCAAGGAUUCACCUCCUUUGGCAGAGUGAUGAGUGGCACCGUACGGCCUGGAGACAAAGUGCGGGUACUUGGUGAAAAUUAUAGCAUUGACGACGAAGAGGAUAUGGUCAACGCCACCAUCGAGCAAGUCUGGAUCGCGGAGAGCAGAUACAAUGUCCCCACGUCUGGAGUACCCGCGGGUAACUUUGUCCUCCUCGGAGGAGUCGAUGGCAGCAUCGUCAAGACCGCCACCAUUGUAGCCCCGAAGCUGCCAGAGGAUGAAGAUACAUACAUCUUCAAGCCAAUCUCUCAUUUCUUCGAGAGCGUCUUCAAAGUGGCCGUGGAGCCUAUCAACCCGUCGGAACUCCCAAAGAUGUUGGACGGCCUUCGCAAAAUCAACAAAUCAUAUCCCCUCAUCACCACCAAAGUCGAAGAGAGCGGUGAGCACGUUGUUCUCGGCACCGGCGAGCUAUACAUGGAUUGUGUCCUCCACGACCUCCGCAAACUCUACGCCCAGAUGGAAGUCAAAAUCUCCGAUCCCGUGACGCGCUUCUGCGAAACCAUCGUCGACCAAAGCGCCAUCAAAUGCUACGCCCUCACGCCCAACAAAAAGAACAAACUCACCUUCGUCGCCGAGCCACUCGACGAAGGCAUCGCCGAAGACAUUGAGACAGGGCGCGUCAGCAUCCGCGACCCCGUGCGCAAAGUCGGCAAAUUCUUCGAAGACAACUACGGCUACGAUCUCCUCGCCAGCCGCAACAUCUGGGCUUUUGGCCCCGACGACCGCGGCCCCAACAUCCUUCAAAACGACACGCUCCCCUCCGACAUCGACCCGAAGCUCCUCCGCGGCGUGCGCGACGGCAUCCGGCAAGGCUUCGCCUGGGGCACGCGCGAAGGCCCGCUCUGCGAAGAGCCAAUCCGCAACGCCAAGUUCAAACUCACCGAUGUCGAGCUCGCGUCGGAAGCCAUCUUCCGCGGCGGCGGGCAAAUCAUCCCCACCGCGCGCCGCGCCUGCUACUCCUCCUUCCUCAUGGCCGGGCCGCGCCUCAUGGAGCCCGUCUACGCCUGUACCAUGCUCGGCCCCGCCAGCGCAGUAAGCAGCCUGUACACCGUCCUCGCGCGGCGGCGCGGACACGUGCUAAGCGACGCGCCCGUCCCGGGGACGCCGCUGUACAGCGUCAAAGGCCUCAUCCCCGUGAUCGACAGUUUCGGCUUCGAGACGGACCUGCGCAUCCACACGCAAGGCGCCGUCACGCUGUCGCUCGUGUUCGACCGCUGGAAUAUCGUGCCCGGGGACCCGUUGGAUCGCAGCGUGGUGUUGCGGCCGCUGGAGCCGGCGAGCGCGCAGGCUACCGCGCGGGAUUUCGUGCUCAAGACGCGGCGGCGCAAGGGGCUAAGUGAAGAUGUGGGCGUGGGCAAGUUCUUGGAGGCGGACUUGUUGCGGCAGUUGAAGGAGACGGGGAUGUUGGAUGGAGGGGCGAGUUGA